Molecule: messenger RNA, 8952 nt
Organism: Mercenaria mercenaria
Lineage: Eukaryota; Metazoa; Mollusca; Bivalvia; Venerida; Veneridae
Product: solute carrier family 12 member 3-like
Exons: 25
Coding region: 24-3392 (1122 amino acids)
Biological process (GO): chloride transmembrane transport; sodium ion homeostasis; sodium ion transmembrane transport
Cellular component (GO): membrane
Molecular function (GO): sodium:potassium:chloride symporter activity
Source: RefSeq, a predicted model, not a curated record
UAUAUGUUUACAUUUGUAUUAAAAUGGACGAAAGUAAACGUGUAGUUGUAAAACCACCGGAACUCGUGAAUUUACAACUCGAAGAAAUGGAGAAAGUACCAUCAGCACAUCGUUUUCAGGUGGCUAAAGUGGAAUUUGCGGACGAAAAACCAGACGAAGACGGAGAUAAUGUUAGGGAAACUGCUGUAGGAAACGGAUCUGUAGCCGGUGAAGAAGACGCGACAUCAACAACUUUUUCUUUACCAAGUGAUACCUACGGAAAUAAUCAUAACAGUUAUACUGGCUAUGGAACACAUUUAAAAACAUUUGGAAAAAAUACCACAGAAGCAAUACCACAUGUAGACCAUUACAGGAAUUUAUUGUCAGCAACAUCACCUCUCAAAUCUAGACCAACCUUGGCUGAAUUACACGAAGAAAAGGAUGACAUAGAACGGCAGCGUCAUAGGGAACCGCUCCUGUCGGAAACCGACACAAACCCUGAAGAUUCAAAACCGAAAGAUAACAAAUCAGCGAUAAAGUUUGGCUGGAUUAAGGGAGUCCUUAUAAGAUGUCUGUUGAAUAUAUGGGGUGUGAUGUUAUUUCUGCGCCUGUCCUGGGUAACAGGGCAGGCUGGAACCGGGCUUGCCACACUUGUAGUACUUCUGUCUACCGUAGUCACUGUGAUAACUUCUUUAUCAAUGUCAGCUAUAUGUACAAAUGGUAUAGUAAAGGGAGGUGGUGCAUAUUUUAUGAUCUCUCGAAGCCUUGGGCCAGAGUAUGGUGGUGCUAUUGGUAUGAUAUUCUCUGUUGCUAAUGCUGUUGCUGUAGCCAUGUAUGUUGUGGGAUUCGCAGAAACAGUUCGCGAUCUCUUACUAGCCCACAAUGCACUGAUGGUGGACGAGGAGAAUGACAUCAGAAUUAUAGGUUUUAUAACAAUAAGUUUGCUACUUGCUAUAGCAAUAAUAGGAAUGGAGUGGGAGGCUAGAGCUCAGGUGAUAUUGUUAGGUGUUUUACUCAUUGCAAUGUUAAACUUUGUGAUUGGAACAUUUAUUCCACCAUCAGAGGCUAAAUUAUCUAAAGGGUUUACAGGGUAUAGAGGGGAUGUAUUUGUUGACAAUUUCUCACCAAACUUCCGGGAUGGGGAAGGAUUUUUUUCUGUGUUCUCAAUAUUUUUUCCUGCUGCCACCGGGAUACUUGCAGGAGCCAACAUCUCAGGAGAUUUAAAGAAUCCUCAGAAGGACAUUCCAUUAGGAACAUUUACUGCCAUAGCAAUAUCAACAGUAUCUUACAUUGUUGUUGUCUGGAUACUGGGCAGCUGUAUUGUGAGGGAUGCCACUGGACCACUGGUUGCCAUGGCAAUAGAUGCAGUAAACUCAUCAGAAACCUCAUCAACAAUGUCCUCAGUGUUAAACUCUACACCAUCUAUGACUGUCGCUAAACUACAGUAUACUUUUGAAAAUAUACAGAAUUGCAGUCUGUCUGCGGAGGGAGGGUGCAAGUAUGGACUCUUGAAUGAUUAUCAGGUGAUGGAGAUGAUGUCAGGAUUCGGUCCUCUUAUUACAGCUGGCAUUUUCUCAGCAACAUUGUCUUCUGCUCUCGCAAGUCUUGUGUCUGCCCCAAAAGUCUUUCAGGCUGUAUGUAAAGAUAAAAUAUUUCCAAAAGUUCAGUUCUUUGCUAAAGGAUAUGGGACAAGUGAAAACCCUAGACGUGCUUAUGUAUUAGCUUAUGUGAUUGGUUUAGCUUUUAUUCUUAUUGGAGACCUGAAUGCUAUAGCACCAAUUAUCUCCAAUUUCUUCCUGAUGGCGUACAUGUUGAUCAACUACUCCUGCUUUGAUAAUUCUCUUGCCAAAUCUCCAGGUUGGAGACCAUCAUUUAAGUACUACAAUAUGUGGUUAAGCCUUAUAGGUGCCUUACUGUGCGUUGCUGUGAUGUUUAUCAUUAACUGGUGGACAGCUCUUGUAACCUUUGGUGUGAUUGGUGCAAUCUUUGUAUAUGUACAUUAUAGAAAACCAGAUGUAAACUGGGGAUCAUCUACCCAGGCACAUGUCUACAGAAGUGCAUUAACCACAGCUUUAAAAUUAGCGCACACUGAAGAUCAUAUCAAAAAUUUUAGACCACAAGUAUUGGUGCUGACUGGGUUUCCAUGUAAUAGACCAGAACUUGUCUAUUUUGUCAACUCUCUUACAAAGAAAAUCAGUCUUAUGGUCUGUGGUCAUAUAUUAGAGGGUAGUCACUCAGAUGCUUUAAAAGAAUACCGUAGAUUUAGACGAGGUUAUGUGAACAAAUGGUUAACAAAGAGAAGAAUCAAGGGGUUUUACAGUGUAACUAUAGCCCCAGAUUUCAGACAAGGUGCUAGGAGUUUGAUGCAGAAUGUUGGUAUAGGGAAACUAAAGCCAAAUAUCCUCAUGAUGGGCUUCAAGUCAACAUGGAAGACAGAAUCUCCUGAAUCUAUGGAUGCUUACUUCAGUGUGAUACAUGAUGCAUUUGACUAUGAGUUUGGUGUUGGCGUGUUGCGCACCCCAGAGAGACUGUACAAGGAGGGAGAGGAUAUGCUUGAGGAGGAGAAUCUACCCCAGGAAGAUGAAAAUAACUAUGAUGUUUUCUUGAGGACUCCCUCUAGGGAGCAAGCAAUGCUGGCCUAUCUUGGGGUGUAUGAUUAUCAAAAGGAUUUGCGUGUAAAAGCAAUGGAAGAAGACAGUCCAUUACCAAGUCCGUCCCGCCGCAACAGUAGCCCAGAGGUAGAGACUCCACCGCAGGACCUGGAGGCACAGACGCCAGAGGACUUAAACACAAGUUUCUCACGGUCACUGUCAAAAAUUGAAUCAAGUAUACACUUUGCAAAGAAACAGAAGGGAACUAUUGAUGUCUGGUGGCUCUUUGAUGAUGGAGGUCUGACGUUACUGGUACCCUACAUCCUGCAAACUAAACAACAGUGGAAGAACUGUGGAUUGCGCGUCUUUACUGCAGGAACCAAGAGAGGGGAACUUGUCAGGGAACAAAAACAAAUGGCACAGUUAUUAAGCAAGUUUCGUAUAGAAUGCCAGGAUAUGAAAAUUAUUGCUGAUAUUGGCAAAUUGCCAACAGAGAAAAGCAAGCAAGAGUUUAAUGAAUUACUGAAGGGUUUGGUUCUGGAUGAAGACAAUGGAGAGACAGUGGAACAAUACCCCUGGAAAACAACAGAAGAUGAAAUGCUACUAUUAAAAGAAAAGACAAAUCGCCAGAUGAGACUUCGUGAACUUCUGCAGGAACAUUCUAUGGAUGCUUCUCUAAUUGUCAUGACAUUACCGGUUCCAAGGAAGGGAACAUGCUCCAGCAGUUUGUACAUGGCCUGGCUGGAGACUCUAACCAGAGACAUGCCACCUAUACUUCUGCUACGUGGCAACCAACAAAGUGUGCUCACAUUCUACAGCUAGGAGUAUCAGUGUUGCCAUGGUGGUUUACAAUACUAACAGUCUGCAUUGAAUAAUGAACAAAAUAUGUAACACUGCAAGAUUACAGCUGUGCUAUGAUUUAUGAAGAGAAUUACAAGCUUGAAUUGUCAUUCUUCUAGCAAAGUAUACUGGGCAGGAAUUGAAAUAUCAUUGUCAUAAUGGGAUAGAGUUAUCAUAUAAGUAAAAAUGUUUAAGAUUUUAGAUUUUGAAGGACCGUCAAGCAAAAAACCACUUUGGUUUAGAAAUAAUAGUUGUGUCAAGUAGAAAUAAUUAGUCGUAAAAUGUAGAAAUGUUUUAGAUUUAGUUUACAGGUUUGCAUGGCAAACAAUUGUUGCAAUAUUGAUGGAGAUUUAUUUAAACUUACUACAGUGUGGAAUGAGGAAAUCAUAGACAAAUGAUUCUGUUGGACAGUUAUUGAAGUGGUGCUUUGAAAUUAAUGUAUUAGAAAUGAACAGAUGAUGAGUCAUUGUUAAAACUUGGAAAGUAUCGUCACAUCUUUUUUUGUGCUGAGGUGGUGAUAAUUAUGUUAAAUGAAAGAAUAUUUGAAAUUAUAAGCCUUUUGUAACCCCUGGUAUGAAUGGUAAACAAGAUGUGAUAAAUAUUGAUAGUUUUUGAAAAUACAUUUAUGUAUAAAGUUUACUUGCCAGAACAAAUUAGUAGAAACUUGUGUAAAUAAAAAAAAGAGCUUUUAAACCAAUUAGUUGUUGAGGAUGAGAUAUAAAGCUUUAGAAGUAGUGAGCUUUAAUGAUAAUGUUUUAACUGAACAUUUAAAAAGACACCAAAACUAUUUUUGAUACCAGUUGUGAUUGUUUAUUAUAAAACAGAUAAUGUAAAUAUGUUAGAAAUAGGGUGUUGGUGGUCAAUGAACAAGUAUAUAUAUAUACAACAGUGGCUUAGCUAGCCAUAAUUCUGUAUGCCUUUUUGUGUACACUUAUGUUUUAAACUUAAAAAGUAAAUUGCUAACUUUGAAAAUAGCAAUUCAAAUAAUGAAUUAAGAUGGUCAAAAAUAAGGAGAAAACUUAUUGUUUCAAUGUUUUCUAAAUAAUAAAGGUUGUUUUUUCCAGCUGUCCUGUGCUUGACUAUGCAUGUUUAGAUUUCUUUACAGUAGCGGCAGAAAUGCCUGCUAUAACCUGGAUUGUAAAGGCAAACUUAAAAAUUUCACCACUUUGUGUACAUUCAUUGAUACCCUUGGUACACUUCUGUGUAAAACUGGGAUGUUUAAUUGCUUGAACACAUGAAUAGCUCUAGCUGUUAUUGAAAGCCUUGUUAAAGUCUGUAUGUAUGUGCAUAUAUAUAUCUGAUUUUAGUUGGAUUAUAACCUGACAUAUAUUGACCUUUAAAAAUGUUAUGCAGAAAUCUUUACCUCAGUUAUUUGAUAUGUUUGUCAGUUAUGUCUAAAAACUUCAAAAUAACUCGUGUCAGUGUUGUCCAAAAGGAGAAACUGCAUAUACUACAUGACACUUUGUACACUACAUGGCAGUGUGUACAGGACAUUCCAAUAUAUACAUGAUAUGAAACUAUGUACAUGAUGCAAUGCACACACCACUGUGUAUGGGUCAUGCCAAUAUAUACAUGAUAUGGAACUAUGUACAUGAUGCAAUGCACACACCACUGUGUACGGGGCAUGCAUGAUAAUACACUGUAUACAUGGUGCUCUGUACACUACAUGACAGUGUAAGAAUCUCUGAAAUAUAGAAUCUCAAAUUUUUGUGUUCGGUAAUUUUUACAACUUUACACCUAUUUUCAUUAUGACCUGUUUAUGAAGAGAUUCAAUUUUAUUGUCAUAUACAAAACUGCAGUAUUUCAUUUUUUAGCUUGACUUUUCAAAGAUAAAGUAGAGCUAUUGCACUUGCCCUGGCUAAGUAUUCGCCAUCGCCUUUGGUUAAUUUUUUUGAUUAAGUCAAAUAUCUCUGUUACUAUUAAAGCUUUAACUUGAAACUUAAAAUAGUUAUUUACUAUCUAAGUCUACAUCAGGAGAAACAAUCCCCAUACCUCUGAUUUGAAUUUUGACAGAGUUAUGCCUCUUGUUAACUUAGAGAAUUUUUUGGUUAAAGUUUUUGAUAGUCAAAUAUCUCUGUUACUAUCAAAGCUUUUGACUUGAAACUUAAAAUAAUUAUUUACUAUCAAAGUCUACACCAGGUGAAACAAUCCCUAUAACUCUGAUUUAAAUUUUGGCAGAGUUAUGGCCCUUUUUAACUUUUUUGUUUGAAGUUUUAUAAAGUUUAUACAGGCAAAGCUCUAAUUCAGAAUCAAGCACUGAGAAAAGCCAAGCGUGCUGUCUUACAGACAGCUCUUAUUACCAAAUCAUGUCUGUGAAAUUACUAAAUUAUAUUGUUUACAUUUUGACAAUAUGAGCCGCAUUGUAUCAGUAAUACUCUGUCUCAGCUAUAUCCUGACAUAAUCUGACAAUAUGAGCCGCAGUGUAUCAGUAAUACUCUGUCUCAGCUAUAUCCUGACAUAUUCUGACAAUAUGAGCCGCAGUGUAUCAGUAAUACUCUGUCUCAGCUAUAUUCUGACAAUAUGAGCCGCAAUGUAUCAGUAAUACGCUGUCUCAGCUAUAUCCUGACAUAUUCUGACAAUAUGAGCCGCAGUGUAUCAGUAAUACUCUUGUCUCAGCUAUAUCCUGACAUAUUCUGACAAUAUGAGCCGCAGUGUAUCAGUAAUACUCUGUCUCAGCUAUAUCCUGACAUAUUCUGACAAUAUGAGCCGCAUUGUAUCAGUAAUACUGUGUCUCAGCUAUAUCCUGACAUAUUCUGACAAUAUGAGCCGCAUUGUAUCAGUAAUACUCUGUCUCAGCUAUAUUCUGACAAUAUGAGCCGCAAUGUAUCAGUAAUACUCUGUCUCAGCUAUAUUCUGACAAUAUGAGCCGCAGUGUAUCAGUAAUACUCUGUCUCAGUUAAUUCUGACAAUAUGAGCCGCAGUGUAUCAGUAAUACUCUGUCUCAGCUAUAUCCUGACAUAUUCUGACAAUAUGAGCCGCAGUGUAUCAGUAAUACUCUGUCUCGGCUAUAUCCUGACAUAUUCUGACAAUAUGAGCCGCAGUGUAUCAGUAAUACACUGUCUCAGCUAUAUCCUAACAUUGCUUUUCUUUACAUAUGAUAAGGUUAUUAUUACAGUAGCUCAAUUUGGAAUGUUGGAUUUAGCUGGAUUGGAUUUUUGUCAGAUGUGGAACACCACUUGGCGCAUGCACACCAAGUAUGAUCCAGUCUGGUAAAAUCUAUGAGAGCCAAAUAGCACAUUUUAGGUCAAGCUACUGAUAGUCAUAUCAGUAUUUUCCGUUAGAAAGUGGUCUUGUUAGACUUGACUCAGUUGUUUUAGUUAUUUUGAUUCGAAAUAUUUAUAGAAUUGGGUUAUGAAUAUUAAUGAAAGAAGAGCAAACACAUGCAUGAUACGUAUUUGUAAUUUCCACAUGUGUGAUACAGACUUUUGUUGCCACCAGUUUGUAAAUAUUCAAGAAAUACAAGCUGUAUUUUCCACAGAUUAUUUAUUGGUAUAUAUAUUUAGAUACUUUAUCUUGCCAUGAACUGGCCAGUAAAUAAUGGAAAACACCGUACUGUAGGCAGCGUCAUCUGUGAAAACAGCGCUAAACCUGAAAGUGGUGUAGGGAUAUCAUAACCUAGAUGUUGCUAUUGUGUAUCUUUGUAAGAGAGCACUCUGACAGGUGUCCUCAGUCUCGUAUUGAGAUGCAUGUAUUGAACUGAAGCAGAUAUGUUGUGACCCGAAGUGGUCUAAACUGUUUAACUUUCUUUGUUUGUUUUUCGGACAAGGAAUUAACUUUUAUUGUCUACUGGUUUUGAAUGUAAUGACCAGGACUUGUUAAAUUUUCACAGUUCUGUCCCAUAGCAUUAAUGUAAGUUGCACAUUCAUCAGUAAGAAAGGCAGACGUCUUUCAGCUAAAUGUUAAGGUCUUAUUUUGGAGAGGUGGGAUGGGGGGCAUUGUUAAAACAUCAAAAUUUGUUUUUGACUAAAAUUUUGUCUCAUGGAUAAAUCAUGGACUAUUUAUUUAUGAUGUAUGCAUUAGCCAGCACUUGAUUAAGGAAUGUAAAAUCCCCAUGGUUAAAACCACCUUGGCUCAGAAGUGACACAGUGGUCAAAACAUCAGAUAGCUAAGCUACUUCAGCGCAAUAGUUCUGUGUAAUACGUGUGAAUACUUGUAUCAAAAAAGUAGAAAAUAUUAUUCAUAUUCAACAAACUGACUAGUACAUAUUUUACAGAUACGAUCUUUUCUGUUGAUAUUUAUAUAUAUAUAUCAGCCUCAAUCUCUAAGCUGUGUGAUGCAGUUCUAAAAGUGGUUUAUUGAUAUCUCAGUAAUUUUUUUGCUAAAAUAUCUCUAUAAAUGUGAAAUAUCUUUAGUAUUUUUUUUUGUAACAAAGCUUGAGUUUAAAUUGCCUACUGUAUUCAGGUCUCGAUACAUUUUGAAUUGAUGUUUUCCAAUUUUGUAUGUACUGAUCAUAUAGCUGUUGCUUAGAUAUACCAGAAUAGCUAACGUUUGAAUAAAAAUUCUGUCAGACAUCACUAAUACCUAAACUGUCUUAACAAAGAUUUAUUUAUGUGAGACCAUGAAUUAACAUUGUGGCUAUUACAUUGCUUAUUAAAAGUUCUAUACAUAGGCAUUUCUUGGUUCUCAAUUAUUAUUCUAAGGCUGUCUCUUUCAUGAUAACUGAUAUUGGAAAGCUGACAGUGCUUUCUUGGGGUGGGGGUGGGGUGGGGGUGGAGGAGGGGGGCAGUUCAGGGCAUUUUGACUACUCCAUCAUUUUCAGCUUGAAAGCCGCCAUAUGACCUAUAAUUGUGUCGAUGUGACAUUAAACCCAAGAAAACAAACAAACGAAACCAUCAUUUUUACCAAAGAGAUUAUAACUACCUAUUGAUGGGUUCAUGACCACCCUGUUAUUUCUGUUAGUUUUGACCACUAUGUCAUUUGUGAACCAAUGGGAUUAUGACUUAGGUAUUUUGAGUGUGUCUUGACUGAUAGUCACAGAGUGUUAAGUUUUCUUUAGUUGUUAGGUUUGUGUUAAUUAUAUAUAUGAAAGAUUAACCUUUACCCUGCUAUAUUUAUAAAAUGGACUGGUCCAUCCUUCAAUUUGGGCAGUGCCACUUAUUAUACAAAGGGGUGUUCACUGAAAAUUUACUGUGUGAAUAGCAAACAGUGCAGACUUUGAUCAGCCUGCACGGAUGUGCACUUUAAUCUUGGUCUGCACAAGUUGCAAAGGCAGAAUUACUUGCCGCCAGCGGGCUAAAGGUUAAGAAGUUUAAUGAUCUCUAGUAAAACAGCCAACUGUUUCAAACCACCUGAGCCCUGUCAUGAUAUAUUUAAGAAAUAAUUUAUAGAAGAAUUGUGUUCUAAUUAAUUUAAACACUACAGAGAGGAUAUAUAUGCAGUGGAAAAGUGUAACAAGGGGAUGUAACUAUAAGGAGAUUUACAGGGUGAUGCAUGUAACUGAUUCUUUGUGCUUUAGCUGAUUAAACACAGUUCUGCUAUUUUAUUUAUAUUUUAGUUUAUUUUAUAUGUGUAAAAUAUUAAUAAAAUUUCUUGGUUGACAGUA